UGAUUACUUACAGAGGUUUCGUAGCUAACAGUGACUCCUUUCAGAAAAGUAUAAUAAACAACACACAGCGAAGGGUAAAAUGCAGUCUGUUCAGUGAUUGGACCACAAUACGAUUCCACCGUUCUUUCGUUUGAUAUUGGCGUGCUUUAUUUUUCCUCCAUGCUGUCUCUUCAUGUGUCCGGCGAUGCAUCUUAUCACCAUUGUGUGGAUUUCAAGCAGUCAAAUUCGGGGGGAAACGGUUCAAAUGGUCCCGCCCUGGCAGGUCUCUAACGGCACGUACGGGUCCCCAAAUGGAGCAAGCAUUCAGGUUGGCCAAACAAAACCUAACCGCCGUUACGGAGCCGACUUAGAGACAAAACACAAACGUCACGCCUCGUGAUCUGCGUGGAAAUGAAGAAAUAACAAAUUUGGCUACAUUGAUUAUCACUAUACAUAUUUAAUUUGGAGAAUAGACAUAACGCUGCUUGAAUCGAGCACCUCGGGGAUUUUUAAAAACUCCGUGUUAGCUACUCCUUGCGAGCGACGAAGUGAAGAAGCCAGCUUGAGAAGCUAAUGUUUAGCUUUGCUAGAAGAAGCCGCGCACCUUCAUUCUACACUCCACAUGGCUGUACGCUGGCUGUGCAGCCUCUUCGGGAAGCCCUUUGAUGGUGGGAAGAGGAUGGAUCAUGGGGGGACCCAGCAGCAGCAGCAGCAGCCGCCGCCGCCGCCGUCGAUGGAACAGCAGUACCCUCCUCAGCACCCCGCCAUGAUGCGUCUGUACGAGGUGCACAAGGAGGUCACCUCCCUGGGGCCUCAGGUAUGCACCUUCAGUGGCCUGCAGAACGACCGCGACUACAAGCGUCUGGAGCGUGACCUGACCCGCCUGCUGCUGGAGGUGGACCAGGUGGACACGGAGGGCAAAAUGGAGUUGCAGGGGGCACGCAAGCGGGCUGCACAGGAAGUGGAGGGCCUCCUGCGCUACCUGGAGGAGAACGCCACGCACCCGUCUCGCCUGGCCAUCGAGGAGCUGAGCAACGAGGCGCGGCGGCUGAUAGACCAGCGUGUGGUGGUGCCACAGCGCUCGGGCGGCGUCGCCGAGAUCGACGACGAGCUGGUGGAGUCGCUGCAACAGCUGGUGCUGAGGCUCACGCAGGUGAAGACGGAGGGAAGGGUUCCGCUGCGGAAGGCCCGCUACCGGGCGCUGACGCGGCUGUGCGCCGUGCAAGACGUGAUGGAAGGCCGUACGCAACAGCAGACCCUCUCGUUGCCGCUCUCGGGCGAAACCCACGCCGCCGUGCACUGCAUCAACCAGGUGAUGGCGAAGGUGAGCGUGGCGCGCAGCCAGCUGGUGGCGCUGCUGAUGGGUCUGAGUGGCAGGGACAGCUGCGCUCACCUCUCGCGGCUGCUGAUGGAGAUGCAGGUGGAGCUGGACGCUCUGGACGUGUCCGGGAACGCGGCUAUCAGGAACUACCGCAAACAGGUGGUGGAGGAGAUCAACGGCCUGCUCAAGCAUUUGGACCUGGAGGGGGAGGGAGAAGACACUCGCAGGUACGACUUGGCCCAGAACAACUCCAUUCGUGAGAUCGAGGCCGUGCGCGCUCAUGUGUCUCACCUGCGCGAGGGCGUCCUGCGCCACUGCAUGAUGGGUGAGCUCGGCUUCCGGCCCAAAGCAGAACUGCAGAGCCUCCUCACGCACCUGGACCAGGUGGAAACGGCCAAGAACCCGUGCAUCCGCGAGGCCCGCCGCCGCGCCGUGGUGGAGGUCCAGGCCAUCAUCACCUUCCUGGACCUCCGCGAGGCCCUGGUGUGCCGCCAGCCGGGCCCCGGUGAGCACCCUUCUCACCGGGCAGUGUGGCUGGUCCUGGGCAGUCUGUCGGACCUCCAGGCUCAGGUGCUGGGCUUUGAUGGCAAGCGGGCCGACAAGAGCUACAUGAUGUUGGAAGAGCUGCUCACCAAGCAGCUGCUGACGCUGGACGCCGUGGACCCGCAGGGCGACGAGGGGACCAAGGUGGCACGCAAGCAGGCGGUGAAGUUCGCCCAGAACAUUCUCAACUAUUUGGACAUGAAGACGGACGAGUGGGAGUACUGACCCUCGCUGACCCAUGACGGGACCUGACUGCAGCAAUGACAUGGGCUGUAAAUAUGGACUCCACUUCCCAGAAUGCACUGCAGCACCACGUUCCUUCUCCAAACUACUUUGAAACACUUAGUGCUUUUUGUAGACUGUGUGUGUGUAUAUGUCGUCGUGCUGUAGUGUGACUGUUUAAACCCAACAAUGGCGACACCAUGAAGGCAACCAUCUUGGCUCAGGUUGGCUGGGGAACAGAGCUGUGUGCCGGAGAGAGCGAUGGCGUCCUAGCAUGAGGAGUGAUCCACAACCGGAAGCAUGAGCUCAGGGCGUAGAUGCGCGGCAGCAGGGAAGCGAGCUCAGCGACGUCUCCUUCCCUUUUGAAGCGUUGGUGAUGUCGUGCCGGCCUAUAAAAGGAAGUCGGAUGAAGGGGCUGUUUGGAGAUGACGGCUGACGUCCGCUAGCCUGACAAAUAAAGCAGGAAGAUGGUGGGAGCCAACCGAACCUUCUAGAAUCUCUGUGCCUUCGUGUUCACGCUUCCCAAGCCGCCUUGUAUCAUGUGACCAGACACCCGCACCCUCUGGUCACCGCCGUCCUCAAACACCGAGCGUCAUGAAGAGCACAAGAAACUUGCACUAAGUCGCUAUGGAUUUACACUGCUGCGUCCAGCCCGUCCUCUUAACUCCCAUGUAGGCCAGCAGGUACAAAUACAGACCCCAUGUACAAGGCUUCUGGGACGGCUACGGGAAGUACGCUUCCAGGAAAACCGUCCAUGUGGGAACUGGUGUCCAUUGGUGGUGUUCGUCCACAGCAGUGUCCUCCUUUGAUGGACUCCGGCCCAUCCUCUCGUUCAUGUCCCGACACUCAUUUCAUUAGAGCUGAGCAAGCUUCAAGUAUUCAGUGAUGACAGGAAUGUGUCCCCGCCACCUCAUCAUCUUUCAUAUUUAGCAUAUUUAAGUUAUUUUGUGUUGAUGUUGAGAUUGACCGACUUGAAAUGUGAUGUAACGUAAGGCUCCGUAACAAGGAUGAUGUUUUGGUUACAGUCGUGUUUGGUCAGACGUAAAACAUCAGCUUUUUUUCUUUUUUUUGGCUUGAUGUAUGUCAGGGGUGUCCAAAGUGCUGCCUGAUGCUGCUUUUUGAAUGGACCCUUGACAUCCUCAAAGAAAAACAAAAACCCCAUGAGUACACCCGACACCUUUUUGUCUUUAAAUACAGCCCAACCUUGGCUUUGAUAACCCCAGAAAAUUCUGCAAAAACUUUGCCUGGUUUUAUGUAGAAUUGUAUGGAAGCCCUUUUCCGCCACUGAAAAAAAAUAUUAUCCCAAUGGUAAGUCGAAAUAAUGAGAUGAAAAGUCGAAAUUAUGAGAUGAAAAGUCGAAAUAAUGAGAUGAAAAGUCGAAAUAAUGAGAUGAAAAGUCGAAAUUAUGAGAUAAAAAGUUGAAAUAAUGAGAUGAAAAGUCGAAAUAAUGAGAUGAAAAGUCGAAAUUAUGAGAUGAAAAGUCGAAAUAAUGAGAUGAAAAGUCGAAAUAAUGAGAUGAAAAGUCGAAAUAAUGAGAUAAAAAGUUGAAAUAAUGAGAUAAAAAGACAAAAUAAUGAGAUAAAAAGUCAAAAUUCCGAGAUAAAAAGCUGAAAUUAUGAGUUAAAAAGUCGAAAUUGUGAGAUAUAAAAGUCAAAAUGAAGAGAAGUGGAAAUGAUGAGCUAGAAAGUCAUAAUAAUGAGAUAAAAAGUGCAAAUGAUGAGAGCUUUGUAGAAGAGUCACAGCAGCAGCUCUUCUCUCCUGUUCAGACAUGGAUUGUGAGUACAUUGAGGAGUACUUUUAGCGUGGCUUUACAAGUGAUGAAGUACUUCAUUUGCUGGUCAUUCCACAUGGAAUAGUACUAAGCAAACGCACAUUGGAAAGAAUUUUGAGGCAUCGAAAUAAGAAAAGGGAUGUGGCUGAUAUGAUUUACUAUAAUUAUUUUUGUUCAGUGGCGGAAACGGGCUUCCAUACGUAGUAUUGCACGUAACAAACAAUUGUUCCACGGAAUUGCAUGGCCAAACAAAGCACCCUGGAACACAUUCAUUAGAUUUACUUGAUUACUAUGAACACAAUGCCCUUGGUUUUGGUUACGUUUGGGUUUUCGUGUGAUGGACAAAUGAUGAAAACCGAGGUACCACUAUAUUAAAAAGAUGUUACAAAUCUAAACAUGCCCCCCCCACAUCCUUUUGAGUUGUCAGCAUGCUGUAAAAGGUUUGGACCCCUGGCUGUAGCUCAUGUUGGGUUUAUUUGAAGGACGGAACGUGUUUAACCAAAGGCUCAAGACAGGCCUUUUAUUUUGCACUAAAAUCCAAGAUGGUGGCGUUGUCUUGUGCUUUACUCAGAUGUUCUCUGGUCUCAUUUUAACUCUGCUGAUCAGGACCAAAUAUGUUGUGGCUAAAAGCGUGUUUCCAGUCAUCCACGCUGAAUCCAGAGUCCAUUACACUGAAUGUUUUAUUUCACACUUGCCAAAGAAUAGUUGGACUACAGCGUUUUAACGUUUGUCCAGACCUUUUCCGGCCAGAGUCCAUAGAAAGGAUGGGGAGGGCACUUUGAUAGUUUAAUACAGAGUUUCCUCGCUUUGCGUUUUUUAGUGGUUUAGUGGGGUUUUUUUAACAGCGUAUGGACGCUGUUCCAUGCCCGGCCUGACCCUUUAAAAAGAAUUGCAUUGUGGGAAGUAGAGUGCUUUGCUUCCCUCUGUCUGCACCGCCCAUUGUUUUCUGCAUCCUGAUUGGCUAUGGACCAAUGUCAAUCGCUGCCACAUGUCAUCGCUAGCUUCCUUGCUAGCUAGCUUGUAAAUGAACGUCACCAGGAGAAGUACUCCAGCGAUUUGUUUCAACAAGGAUGCAAAAACGCUACAGUACAGCAGAACGGCGCCAGGACAAAAAGAGCACGGUCACAGGAGUGAAAAAGAUGUGUUAGUGACUAAAUAAUUAUUUCUUGUGUUGGACCUGGACGUUGACUUUUCUGGGUGUUUCAACAAGAGAUCAAUGUGAUUGACAGGCAGGCAAUGUUAUUGCCUAGCAAUGGUAUUUUGGGAACUUACCCCUGCGGUAAAUGAGGGAACACUAUAUAUUAAAUAGAAAUCCAGUGUAGGCCAAUAUAAGCUAAACUAUGUGUUGUUAUAGGUGACAAAGGAAAUUCAUGAUUUUACAUGCAAAGGGCGGAUAAAACGGAGCCGAUUAGCCGCAAAUGGCCUCUGUGUUGCACUUUGGACACCCCUCCUGUCACUGUCAAUAUUCGUCAUGUAUGACGCAGUCACAGAUGACACCAUGAAACAAGCAGUCCAACAUGUCUUACUGGUCCAAUGUAAAAUUGUCUGUCCCCGUGUCAGAUGUCUUCCAUCCAAGCGGAAAGACGACGUGACGUGUACUCACAGUUGCCAUGGUAACCGGUGCAGCCAGCAGGUCAAAGAGAAGAAGCAAAAACAGCUGCAGUGGGAAAACACAAACAUUAGAUUUAGACAAUUGAUUGAGUUGUGCAGAAGCAACCCUUUUCAUGUGGAAGAAUGUGCUCAAUUUGUGGCGGGAAAGAAAGAAUGCCACCGAUGGGAAUGUCUUGAUGUAAGUCUUUCGAUAUUCACAAGAACAACUUUCAGAGUCUUGGAGAAAAAUAAAAGUGUGAAUGCUCCUCA
This is a messenger RNA of Doryrhamphus excisus (bluestripe pipefish), 5696 nucleotides long. It is a transcript of the gene bag5, whose product is annotated as BCL2 associated athanogene 5. The record is from RefSeq and is a predicted model, not a curated record. Gene Ontology annotation, biological process: regulation of inclusion body assembly; protein stabilization; negative regulation of protein ubiquitination. Gene Ontology annotation, molecular function: adenyl-nucleotide exchange factor activity; protein-folding chaperone binding. Lineage: Eukaryota; Metazoa; Chordata; Actinopteri; Syngnathiformes; Syngnathidae. Gene Ontology annotation, cellular component: cytosol; cytoplasm; nucleus.